Molecule: messenger RNA, 2061 nt
Organism: Ficedula albicollis (Collared flycatcher)
Lineage: Eukaryota; Metazoa; Chordata; Aves; Passeriformes; Muscicapidae
Gene: SLC25A22
Product: solute carrier family 25 member 22
Exons: 10
Coding region: 210-1175 (321 amino acids)
Biological process (GO): malate-aspartate shuttle; L-glutamate transmembrane transport; aspartate transmembrane transport
Molecular function (GO): L-glutamate transmembrane transporter activity; L-aspartate transmembrane transporter activity
Source: RefSeq, a predicted model, not a curated record
CUUCUGAUUGCUGGGGCGAUUCCUAGGAUUCCCUGACCGCCCCGCUUGCAGCGCAGGUCCUGCAUCUAAGCCCCUCUGAGCUCCUUCCAGACUCUCCUAAGCCAGAUCCUUGCCUCUUUGAGGAAGAAACUGAAGUGAGAAAGAAGCGACUGAAAAAGAACAAUUUGAAGGAACAGAUUCAUUUCUUAACAAGAUCAAUUUUGAAUUAAAUGGCUGAUAAACAGAUCAGUUUACCUGCCAAGCUGAUCAAUGGAGGGAUAGCUGGGCUGAUCGGGGUCACCUGUGUAUUUCCCAUUGACCUGGCAAAAACUCGCCUGCAGAACCAGCAGAAUGGUCAACGGAUGUACAGCAGCCUGUCUGACUGCCUCAUUAAAACAAUUCGGUCGGAGGGCUACUUUGGCAUGUACAGAGGGGCUGCAGUGAACCUGACUCUGGUGACACCAGAAAAGGCUAUCAAACUGGCAGCCAAUGACUUCUUCCGGCAUCACCUCUCCAAAGAUGGGAAAAAGCUGACACUUCUGAGGGAGAUGCUGGCAGGCUGUGGCGCGGGUACCUGCCAGGUGAUUGUCACCACUCCCAUGGAGAUGCUCAAAAUCCAGCUGCAGGAUGCAGGACGCAUUGCGGCACAGAAGAAGCUCAUGGCGGCGCAGGCCCAGCUCUCCUCCGCGCCCGCGGGAGCGGCCGAGCCGGCGGUGGAGACGCACCCCACGGCCACCCAGAUCACCAGGGAGCUGCUGCGGAGCAAAGGCAUCGCUGGACUCUACAAGGGCCUGGGAGCCACGCUGCUGAGGGAUGUCCCAUUCUCCAUUGUUUACUUCCCCCUGUUUGCAAACCUGAACAAGCUGGGCCAGAAGGACCCCAAUGUCAAGGCUCCGUUCUACGUGUCCUUCCUCUCGGGAUGUGUGGCCGGCAGCACGGCUGCAGUGGCUGUCAAUCCUUGUGAUGUGAUCAAAACGCGGCUGCAGUCCUUGCAGAGAGGAGUGAAUGAGGAUACCUACUCGGGGAUCCUGGACUGCACCAAGAAGAUCUGGCAGAGGGAAGGGCCCACGGCCUUCUUCAAAGGGGCCUACUGCCGAGCCCUGGUCAUCGCUCCUCUCUUCGGCAUCGCACAAGUCGUCUACUUCGUGGGCAUCGCGGAGUUCCUGCUGGAGCUGCUCCCCAAGCACCGGGCCUAGCCCCGGGCUGGCAGUGUGCGCCCUCCCCCCUCCGCAGCGCUGGAUCCAUCCCCUGCCCGCCAUCCCUGUCGGUCAUGUCCGAGCUACAGCACAAAGGGUUCGCGCGGGGACGCGGAGGGACGCGGUGCCCAGGCGGGCCCACGCGGGCAGGGAGAGUCCCUCUGCCUCUGCCGCCGUCUGGAGCCUGCCCCCUCUCGCUCCUUCCACGGACAGUACUUCAUUAUUCCUCUCUCUCUCUGUCUCUUUUUAAUUUCCUGGUUUUUGGUUUUUAAUUGUCAUUCUUAAGGACACUGGUAAGCACAGACUGGGAUUGCAGACCCAGAAGUUUCCUCUCAGUCUUGGGGAGGAGGAGAGAUGGGAAAGAAGUAACUUUCAACUCUCAUGCACCUCAGUUUCCCUUUCCACCUGGAGCUGCCAGCCACCUGAGGAGGAGCUGGAGGGGCAGCUGUGUCCCCUAGCACCUCCUUGGCUCUGCUGACCUCGGGUCAAGAGUGAAUGCUGCACAAAGGGGGCUAAUCUCAUUGCUGCUGGAGGCAGGGGUGGGAUGCUGGAUCUGGCAAGUUUCUUGGCCUGGAAACCUUCAGUCCUCCCUUCUCCCUUUUUAAAAACUAGCUGGACUUAAAUGAAUUCUGAUUGUUCCUAUUGAUUUUGUAAUUAUUUUUGUUUUAAAGCAAAGGGAUAUCCCUCCUAACUAGGUGUCACAGGCACAUCGGGUGAGGUGCAGAGAUAAGGUGUCUGCUCUGUAGGGAACACGUCUGUGGGAUCACAUGAAUGUCCAAAGGUGCUUCCCUGCUUGGCUACAGGCACGGAAGUGAGAGGAACUUGGGAUCAAAUUAUUUUUGGUUUGGGGUUUUUUUUGGUUGUAGUUUUAUUUGGUUUUUUUGGU